AUGAAUGAGUACUUACUGCUUCACCUCAUUUCAAAUGCAACACCAAGAGAAUUCAGAGUGCAUCAAAAGGAUAUAACAACAGUACCAACAACAAAUCCUACCACAUCUACCCCUAUGUUGAAUCCAACCAUCUCGAAUCCCGAUUCGAUAUUCACUAACCCGACUAAUUCAAAAACGACACCAUCAAUAAUCAACUCUCUGGUGUUUUACGGAGCGAGUUGGUGUGUUGCUAGCCGAGCCGCUUCAAAAACGGCUCUACAAGUUGCUUUAAACUAUGCUUGUGGCGAUGGUGGUGUUGAUUGCUCCGCGAUUCAGCCACGUGGCAGCUGCUACAAUCCCAAUACUCUUCGGGAUCACGCUUCGUAUGCAUUCAACAGCUACUACCAGAAAAAUCCAAUUCCAAAUAGCUGCAAUUUUGCUGGAACUGCUAUUACUACCAACACCAACCCUAAUUAUAAUCUGAAUAAUCUUGAAAAUUGCAGUACAAGUUCAUCUAUUUUGAACACAACAAAUGGAAGAGGAUCAAGAAUAUUUGGUGCUGGACCAAUCACACCAUCAACCUCAUCAACAGCUGUAGCAACAAGUAGCUAUUUAUUAUUAAGUUAUAAGUGUCACAUCUUAACAUACCUUGUGAUAUUGUUAGCCUAG
This is a messenger RNA of Solanum dulcamara, 648 nucleotides long. RefSeq names its product major pollen allergen Ole e 10-like. The transcript has 4 exons. The record is from RefSeq and is a predicted model, not a curated record. Bases 1 to 648 code for a protein of 215 amino acids. NCBI's taxonomy places the organism in Eukaryota, Viridiplantae, Streptophyta, Magnoliopsida, Solanales, Solanaceae.